Messenger RNA from Caenorhabditis briggsae, 360 nucleotides. Lineage: Eukaryota; Metazoa; Nematoda; Chromadorea; Rhabditida; Rhabditidae. The record is from RefSeq and is a predicted model, not a curated record. Bases 1 to 360 code for a protein of 119 amino acids. The transcript is spliced from 3 exons.
AUGCAGUUGGCAGAGAAAAAUCAUUCAAUCAGCCAAAGCGAACUUCUCGAAAAAAUUACAAAUCUUCUUUCGCAUCAAUUGAGAAACGAAAAAGAGAGAAACGAGUUGAUGGAUCUACAAUUACAGCAAAAUGAAGAUGAAAAUGGAGACUCACGAGAAGUAAAGAGACCCUGUAUCACGUUAACUGACAUAGAAUCGAUUCAAAGGGACAAUCGAAACCUUCGAGAUCAAAUUGCUUCGACUCCAGAAGCUCCGCCCACUCCACCAGUUUCGAAAUCUUUUUCAGAUGGACAACCAAACCAUCACAGAUUUGCACUUUUCAGGUUCCAGAUAAACAGUUUAAACAGGCAAAGGAGAUGA